AUGAGUAAAGACGAAGAAUUUACAGAUAUCCCGGAGGGAGAAAUUGAGUCAAACUGGGAGGAAGUUGUCGAUAAUUUUGAUAAUAUGAAUCUAAAGUCUGAACUUCUUCGGGGUAUUUAUGCUUACGGUUUCGAAAAGCCUUCGGCCAUUCAACAACGUGCCAUUCUUCCGGUUAUAAAAGGACAUGAUGUAAUUGCUCAAGCGCAAUCAGGAACGGGCAAGACUGCCACGUUUUCUAUUUCUAUCUUACAAAAGCUUGAUAUUAACAUUAAUCAAUGUCAAGCCCUUGUACUUGCACCAACUCGUGAAUUGGCUCAACAAAUUCAGAAAGUAGUAAUUGCUCUUGGUGAUUUCAUGAACGUUGAAUGCAAUGCUUCAAUUGGUGGUACAAAUGUUCGUGAAGGAAUCAAGAAACUUGAAGCUGGUGCUCACGUAGUUGUAGGAACACCUGGACGUGUAUUUGAUAUGAUCAAUCGUCGUGCUUUAAAAACAGAUAAUAUUAAAAUGUUUGUUUUGGACGAAGCAGAUGAAAUGUUAUCACGUGGUUUCAAAGAACAAAUCUAUGAUGUCUUCCAACUUCUUCCCCCAAGUACCCAAGUAGUUCUUUUGUCUGCUACUAUGCCAGCCGACGUUCUGGAAGUAACCACCAAAUUUAUGCGUGAACCUGUUCGAAUUCUGCAAUUUUAUAUUGCCGUCGAAAAGGAAGAUUGGAAACUCGACACUUUGUGUGAUUUGUACGAAACCGUAACCAUUACUCAAGCCGUUAUUUUCUGCAAUACGCGAAGAAAAGUUGAUUGGUUAACCGACAAAUUGCAUGCCCGAGAAUUCACUGUAUCUGCUAUGCAUGGAGAUAUGGACCAAGCUCAACGUGACGUUAUUAUGAAAGAGUUCCGUUCAGGGUCCUCUCGUGUACUUAUAGCCACUGAUCUUUUAGCUCGUGGUAUUGACGUCCAACAGGUGUCAUUAGUCAUCAACUACGAUCUUCCUACCAACCGUGAAAACUACAUCCAUCGUAUUGGUAGAGGAGGACGAUUUGGUAGAAAAGGUGUUGCUAUUAAUUUUGUUACGAGUGAUGAUGUUAGAAUGCUCCGCGACAUAGAACAAUUUUACAAUACACAAAUCGAUGAAAUGCCUAUGAACGUGGCGGAUUUGAUUUAA
Messenger RNA from Funneliformis caledonium, 1158 nucleotides. NCBI's taxonomy places the organism in Eukaryota, Fungi, Glomeromycota, Glomeromycetes, Glomerales, Glomeraceae. The record is from the annotation of a GenBank genome assembly.